AUGCGGGAGGUCAAUUUCAGCAUCCCGAAUGUCAAUAAGGCCUCCGUCAACAUUACGACCACGCUCUACGAUCGGCGUGCUCUCGAUUGUACAUCCACCCUCCCGCUUGUCAACUCACUCAACCAUCUAGCUUACCUCACAACUUCAUCCGCCCGCAUUCGCGACAUCCUCACCAUCGAUGGCGGUGUUGAACGCCUGGUAGGCAUCCUCAAGGAGGGCCGCACCAAGGAUCUGAUGGAUUGUUGGAAGUGGAGCCUCGCUUUUCAAUGUGUUGUUAACAUCGGAGUGAGAGGCUCGGAGACUGUGCGAACCCGAGUGGUCGAGGCCGAUAUCGUACCAGUGGUCGCGACCGUGCUAGACAACUAUAUCAAGAUGAUCGAGAAGGCUCGCGCCCGAGUUGAGAACGAGAGUAGUCGGCACUCGUCCAGAAAUCCCCUCAAGGCUAUCCACGGGCCCACCGCCAGUCUUCCCACUCGUCCGCUCUACGUCGACCAGUCUACAAACACCGAACACCGUCCAUCCCGUCGCCAGGCGCCGCCUCCUCACAUCGAAAUCCCUCCUCACUACCAGGCGAACAAUACAGAUACGAAUGCUAUGGACAUAGCGUCUUCCCCUCGUGCGCCCAUGGCCACUCUUCCAGAGCGACGCAGCCUCGCGAUCGAGGAUAACCCUCGCCAUGCUCAUAAUGCUCACCGCCACCUUGUGAUGCAGCCUCUGUCCACCGCGGCGGCUAUGGACACUGCCGACGGCUUUGGCUUGCGCCCGGUGCGUGACGCCGAGAGACUUCCUAGCAUGCUUCCAGGCCUACAGAACGGGCUAAUCUCUCAGCCUAACUCCCCUACCACCCCCAGUGGUCCUUCGCAGUUGCGAAGCCAUAUUCACCCGCACGGGCUACGGUCACGUCCCACUCUGUUGCAGCAACAAUCAGCUUCGGGUGAUUCCGACAUUGCCAAUGGUGAGGAAUCCACCGUCGGCUCCACCGUCGGCUCUGGACAUAGUUCCGCGAUGGGUGACGAAGUGGGAAGCGAGAUUACCGACCCGAUGAUCGGCAUGGAGAACCGGAUGGAGAUAGAUGAUGUUGGCGAUAGACAAUCCGUGCUGGGGGAAGUCUCGAAUGCCCAUGAUUUGACCGUCAACGACUCGUCGGAAGGACAAGAAGUCGACACAUUCAAUAUCGCCCAUCGGUCGGCUGUUGAUCGGAGCAUGAUCGAGAAUAAUGAGGCGCAGACGAAUGGCCCCUCGGCGUUAUCACCUACCCAGGCUCCUGAAAAUGCCAACUCGCCUGUUACUGUCCCGACUCCCUAUUCGUCAUACAUCCGCGAUCGUCUCACUCACCAGACUACGACGACGACUAUGCCCCGCGACGAUGAUGUCUUGAUGGCUCUUCAGCUCCUAGCAUAUGUCUCCAAGUAUUGCAGUCUCCGUUCUUACUUUCACAACACCCACUUCGUCCCCAAGCUUCGGGUCGAUCGUGAGCUGAAGGUUCUCGAUGGCGGGCUGUCUCCCGUUGAACCUCUCGAUGAUGAGGACGAGGAGUAUCUGCAGCCGGACGAUGUCAACAUCUUCCCUCUGGUGGAGCACUUCACCAUCCGUCAUCACUCGAAGGAUAUGCAAUAUUGGGCCUGCGUGGUCAUGAGGAAUCUCUGCCGCAAGGAUGAGGCCCAGGGUGGCAUCCGGCAAUGCGCCUACUGGAAAUGCGGCAAGUGGGAAGAAUAUCAGCGGCAGUUUGCCAAAUGUCGCCGCUGCCGUCGCACCAAGUACUGCAGCAAAGACUGUCAGAAGGCGGCCUGGAUCAGUCAUCGUCAUUGGUGUCACACCAACCCUUGA
Aspergillus japonicus CBS 114.51 is the source of this 1827-nucleotide messenger RNA. It is a transcript of the gene samB, whose product is annotated as MYND-type zinc finger protein MUB1. Gene Ontology annotation, biological process: establishment or maintenance of cell polarity; ubiquitin-dependent protein catabolic process. The transcript has a single exon. The record is from RefSeq and is a predicted model, not a curated record. Bases 1 to 1827 code for a protein of 608 amino acids. Gene Ontology annotation, cellular component: MUB1-RAD6-UBR2 ubiquitin ligase complex. NCBI's taxonomy places the organism in Eukaryota, Fungi, Ascomycota, Eurotiomycetes, Eurotiales, Aspergillaceae.